CAGACUACAUGCUUGGCAGUCUGAUGCCCUAGCAAAGACAAGAACGCAGAUAAUCACAAGGGUCCAGCUGAAAUCAGUUUGUAGCCACCGGAAGAAAGAAGGCUAUUUCAUCACGUUAGUCAUCGAAUUCCAAAGUAGCUGUAAGAUCGUAAUCCUCAGCUUCCAAAACGAAAAGCCGUGAAAAAUUGAAAAGAGAAAUGCCCUCAGCUCCGUCUCGAGCGUUGGAGGCGCUCGAAAGAGCAGAGGCCUUGGCAGAUGACCUAGACCGAGCCUUUUACGCCAAAGGAUACAGCCACCACCGUCACGCGACUGCUGUGGACAGCGUUGACAGUCUGCCGCCAGCGGAAGCAAGUGCGGGUUGCCUUCGCGGACCGGUGCAAUUACUUCAGCUUGCUGAUGGCGAGAACAACGGUGUGACGAGUUGCUUGUCCUCACCUCGACCCGAGGAGUUUGCGGCCCUGUCUUCGUCGGAACCGCGAUCGCUGCUGGAACAGAACGGGAGUAGUUCUUCUUUCCUCCCGGUGUCCUCACGAGCGCUCGAUCGAUCCUAUUCUAGGUACGACUACGUGGAAACGCCCGUCACGGCGCUGCUGGGCGACUUUUGGGAGGCCACCGCGCCGCGUGAGUCGUGGAAGCACAUUCGAGCCAGUACAGCCGCGCCGUCGGUGUUCACGAAGGAGCAGGAUCCCGAGCUUCCCACGCCCGCCUUGGAACCCAUUCUUCUGCUGCGGGACACCGUACGUGAAGUGAAGAAGAAGCUCUUUCCCGAGGUCCGGUCCUUUCUCGAUGAGCACCGAUCGAACGGGGGACAUCUUCUCUUUCGACGAAACAGAUCUGAUGCCGGGGAUGAUCCGACGAUGGACAGCAAAGACACGGCAUCGGGUAGUACAGCGGAUGCUAUGCCCGUACCAACUGCUGGACCGGAUCGAUUAGCAACUCGAGGCCGUACACCAGCGAAAUUACAGGCUGACGGUUUUACAACUACUAGCGACCCUAGAAGAAAUUAUUUCAGCACAAAUAACGGAGCGAUGAUGAUGAAUGGUCCACCACCUGCUACCGUGUCCUCUUCGGUGCCGCCUUCGAGUAAAAAUUCCCUCAUCUUUCAACUCCUGCCCCCGUCUCCUCUGCAGCAGCAGCCACUGUACAAAGUGACACGGUCUGCGGAUCAGGCGGUGCGUAUAGCGGAAGCCGCCCGGGCGUCGCUGCGGGAGGAGGAGCGGCAGCGCAUCCCCGUCCUCGAGCCAACCCGGUCAGCCACGGAGGCCGUGAUGUCCGCGUUCCAGAGCACCAAUUACCUGUCAGGCGCGAGGUACCACAGCGCCCCCCGUACCGGUCUGCGCCGCGCGAAGUCGAGCACGUGCCUCCACUAUCGCGUCCCGGCGACGUUUUUCCCUGCCGUCCGCUCAAGGCUCGGUAGCUUGUGAUGUGGUGCUGAGAACAAGUGAGUGGAGUGGUGAUAAAUUGCCAUCGCGUCGAGCAUAUAGUCUUCAAAUACAAAGAAAAAGGUUCUCACGCCUGCCGACGAUCAUCGCGCAAGUUUAUAGACACUUUGAUGCGAUGAGUAUUUGUUUCAAUCAUUUGCAAAUCGAAAUCCGGUCACUUUUUCAGGUUCGACGUCUCGCAGCGCGCUGGAAGGGGAAGAAGGAAGCGGUCGUUCGUUCGGUGAGGUGGCCAACUCGCAAUCUCGCUUGGGGGGCUUCGAGUCCUCCAGCCGGGCACUGCAAACGGGGUACGAGCGGUACAUGGGAAAUCUGAACCGCCGGGUUGACGAUCGUGUUUACACUGCCGGUGCGGUCUUUGACCUAGACCCGCACAGAGGCAACUACCGGGUGCGACAGCCCACUCCAAUUGAGCCGGUGUCCAUUGCCGGCGCCUUGCGCGAUCUGCGCUCCACGGACUGGUCCUCCUCUCUGCAACCGCAUCUUCAGCGGCUGUGGUGAUUGGUCAAGUUGCACAUUUUUCUCGUGGUUCUGGUUUACGGAGCGGAGUCCGUGGUACUCGGUGCGAUUCCAAAUGCAUGCACCGUCCAUGCUUCCGGCGAACGAUUUUUUACCAACGUGUCACUUUGUCGUCGCAUUGUUUACGCGAUGAUUUGAAUCGUCGUAUUAAGUAGUUAGUACUAGUGCGUGCUUCCUUGUUACCUAAUGUGAAUGUGUAUUCGAGUUUGUGAAAGUUUCGAUACUCAAUCUUUAGAGAGAAGAUGAUGCCAGAAAAUGAUAAUGAACAAAAUACGAAGGAAAAUCACAGGGCUCUCUCCACAACUUCUCUCAUAUCCAGUUCAAAAUGAUGUUGACAUGACCGAGCCGGGUUUCUGAAUUUUCGGCCAGCGCAGCUACGUGACAGUGAU
Amoebophrya sp. A120 is the source of this 2347-nucleotide messenger RNA. NCBI's taxonomy places the organism in Eukaryota, Dinophyceae, Syndiniales, Amoebophryaceae. The record is from the annotation of a GenBank genome assembly.